UCGACAACAAGUCAUUACAGUUUUCAUUUCAAUCGAUCAUUGAAUUGCAAAUCAACAUUAAAAGUUAACAUUCAAGUUAAAAAUGAAGUCGAUUUUAUGUGUUGCUUUGAUUGCUCUUGCAAUCUCAAGCUCAUUCGCUGUUAAAAUCAAGGGUUCAUGUCCUAAACCAGAACAACCCAAAGUUGACUAUUGGUACUUUUCAAAUUUCAUAAACGAUUGGAAGGUUUUAGGUCGAACUGAAGAAACUGAACCCAAUUCCGUCUGGAAUAAUCUUGAAAUUCGCCAUCUUUAUCCUGGAAAAGUUGUCAUGAUUGAAUGGGGUGAUGCUCGAGACACUCAUGUUAGAUCACAAUGGGACAAAUACAUGGACAUGAUUAUUGGCGAUUUUGGUGGAGAAUCAUAUUAUGAUGUUCAUGACUAUGAAUUUGAUCCAUACUCAUUCAACUACACCACUUCAGAUGGUCAUCCAGGACAAAUUUGGAUGCCUUAUUAUGGUCGUCCCAAGUAUGCUGAAGCCGUCUUAGCAAGUUGUGUUAAAAUUGAUGAAUCAACUGUUGAUGUCAAAGCAUGGUUCGUUUCAAUGAGCACAGGAGCUACACCAUCAGAUGAAGUUAAAAAUAUCAUGAAAUCAUUGACUGGACAAAAAUACCUUGAAGUCUGCCAAGGAAGCUUCUGUUAAUUCAAUCGUACAGAAGACCGAAUGAUAUUCAGCAAUUAACUCUUUAUAUACCCAUCGUAAAACUAAUUGAAUAAGAAUAUUAUUAUUAAUAAAUUAUUUCUUAUGAUUCCUUA
Molecule: messenger RNA, 792 nt
Organism: Tetranychus urticae (two-spotted spider mite)
Lineage: Eukaryota; Metazoa; Arthropoda; Arachnida; Trombidiformes; Tetranychidae
Source: RefSeq, a predicted model, not a curated record